Molecule: messenger RNA, 3213 nt
Organism: Amphibalanus amphitrite
Lineage: Eukaryota; Metazoa; Arthropoda; Thecostraca; Balanomorpha; Balanidae
Product: guanine nucleotide-binding protein G(q) subunit alpha-like
Exons: 8
Coding region: 436-1500 (354 amino acids)
Biological process (GO): adenylate cyclase-modulating G protein-coupled receptor signaling pathway; phospholipase C-activating dopamine receptor signaling pathway
Cellular component (GO): heterotrimeric G-protein complex
Molecular function (GO): GTPase activity; G-protein beta/gamma-subunit complex binding; G protein-coupled receptor binding
Source: RefSeq, a predicted model, not a curated record
AAGGUAUAGGUUUAUAGUGGCUUUGCUUCUAUAUUUUGAGGGUAAAUUACUUUAAAGUACAUAUUUUUAACUAGAAGAAAAAAAGGUGUAUCCAUUGAGCUGCUUGGUCAGUCAUGUUAAUCCUCAGACUUUAAAAAAUUGCCAACCCGGGCUUUCUUACUAGACCCACCCCGGACUGACUGCAUCCACCAUUGGCCAGUCCACACCCAAGCGAAUUGGUGUGUCGUGAAGGAUGGUAUUUGGAUUCGUGAUAUAUCCCAUUUUUAUAUAUGUGACCCGUGGAAGAUAAGAGAGGGUGGUGCACCAACUCGUGGACAUGCCACGAAUCUUUUUAUUUUUGUUUUGCAUGUGAUGAUGUGUUAGAAGAGCGCGGGGAACAAGGCGAACUCCCAGAAGUCGGCGAAGGGAAGCCGCGCUCAGCCAUACCUACCUACGAUGUUCACUUGCUGUUUGUCGGAAGAAGCUAUACAGCAAAUUAGAAUAAACCAGGAAAUUGAGAAGCAGCUGAAGAGGGACAAGAGAGAUGCAAGAAGGGAGCUUAAACUACUGUUGUUGGGAACGGGAGAGUCCGGGAAGUCGACGUUUAUCAAACAGAUGCGCAUCAUCCAUGGCGUCGGAUAUACGGACGAGGAUCGGCGCGGCUUCACCAAGCUCGUCUAUCAGAACAUCUUCAUGGCCAUGCAGAGCAUGAUAAACGCCAUGGAGAAGCUAAAAAUUGAGUACAAACAACCGGAAAACAAGGAGCGGGCCGCGUUCGUCGAGUCGGUGGACCACGAGACCAUCACCAAGUUCGAGGAGCCGUACGUGUCAUCCAUUCGGGAGCUGUGGAAGGACGCGGGCGUACAGCGCUGCUACGAGCGACGCAACGAGUACCAGCUCACCGACUCCACAAAAUACUACCUUACCGACCUGGAUCGGAUAGCCGGAAGGGACUACCUGCCCACCCAGCAGGACAUCCUUCGCGUGCGAGCGCCCACCACGGGUAUCGUCGAGUACCCGUUCGACCUCGACUCCAUUAUAUUCAGGAUGGUGGACGUGGGCGGACAGCGGUCCGAGAGGAGAAAGUGGAUACACUGCUUCGAAAACGUCACCUCAAUCAUCUUCCUGGUGGCGCUCAGCGAGUACGAUCAGAUCCUGUUCGAGUCGGACAACGAGAACCGCAUGGAAGAGUCAAAGGCACUGUUCCGCACCAUCAUCACGUAUCCUUGGUUCCAACACUCGUCCGUCAUACUCUUCCUCAACAAGAAGGACCUGCUGGAGGAGAAGAUCAUGACGUCCCAUCUCGUCGACUACUUCCCCGAGUAUGACGGGCCCCAGCGUGACGCGAUCGCCGCGCGUGAGUUCAUCCUGCGGAUGUUCGUCGACCUCAACCCAGACGCCGAGAAGAUAAUCUAUUCUCAUUUCACGUGUGCAACAGACACGGAGAACAUCCGCUUCGUGUUCGCCGCCGUGAAGGACACGAUCCUGCAGCUGAACCUGAAGGAAUACAACCUGGUGUAGACGGGCCGCGCCCUGCCCGCCGGCGACACUGACGGCGAGCGAGCCAUGGAGCCCGCGAGCGCGGCGGCGCCGCUCGGCCGCUAGUCAUUGCCGAGUCGCCGAGCGCGCCGGCAGAGUCCGCGCCGCGCGAUACGCUGACAGACAGACACGCACACGCCGACACAGACAGGCAGACACGCGUACACAGACAGACACACAUACACAGACACCGACUAUGCUUUGCGCUUUCACACAUCUCGGUGACUGGGGCGUGGCGUGCGCUCGCCCCGGCGGCGCCAUCGGCACGCCGCGGCCGCUCGCGCCGCGCGCACUGCCGCUGACUCUGCUGUUUUCACACACCAUUCCGUUGGCCGCGCGGCUGCGGCACCGCGCUCUUCGAGACGCCAGCACCAGUGUAGAGGCCGGCGCUGACAUGUGCGGCCUCUCGACCCCUUGUUGCUGAUCGGUCAGUCUGUCCAGGGCCGCGCGGGUCGCCGGGCACCGCUCGCUCAUGUGGCGCGCGGCGUGCGGAUCGCGACCACAGAGGGCUCGCGACACGCGCCGAUUGGGCCGCGCGUGACGGUUGGUGCUGUGUCGGAUGGCGCCUCCGACCGAUUUCCCUUCCCCUGUCUCGAGCAGUCUCGUUUUCUGUGUGCCAAAUGUGCUUCAGUUUUGCCGCCGCCGCGGGGUGGGCCGGCGCCGGCCGGCCGCCCCGCUCCGAAUCACAGUCCCGGCCGCGCCGGCUGGCCGGCCGCCACCGCGCGCCGGCCUCCGGCUAAUUAUCCAACCGAUGCCUGCCUUGUUUUUUGGAGAUUUGUUUAUUUAUAUGUCGUGGUCCGUGGUCGUGGGCCGUCCGCGGAGCGUUUUACGUGCUGACCGAGCGGCGAUCGGCGCGGUGGCGGGCGUCGCCGCGCGCGCGUGCACUCACGCACAGGGGCCCAGGCACGCGAGCGCGCCUCUGCGCACGGUCACAGAGCCCGGGCCGCAGGGGGCGGCGCACGCCGCGGCGGCUGUGCGGCCGCCGCCGGCCUGGGAGCCGGCGCGAGUGUGUGAUAGGGAGAAGGGCGGGCGACCGACGGACGGCGCUGCCCGCGGCGCCGCACCGUCCGGCCGGCCCGACUGUCUCAACCAAAUAUAGCCCACUGUGCGCCGCGCCCAUUACUCCCUUUUGUAACUUGCGACCCACUUGGUUACUGUAAUACGGUUUUGUAUAACUGGCCUAUAUCUGUGUUGCUGAUUCGUCCAGUGGUCUGCGUGGGCCUGCCGACUGGGCGGACGGCGGGCGCGCCUGCGGACGGGGCCCGACCGGCGGCGCGCGGCGUCCUCUGCCGGGCCCCCGUCACCGCCCGCGGCCGGGCCGGGGCCCGCUGCACAGUCUCUCCCCCAGUGCAGGCCGGACCAGCGGCGUCCGGGCCCCGGCCCGCGCGCGGCCGCUCCGCUCAGCGCUGCCGCCGGCGCCCUGUCGCCGCCGCCGCGCACCGGGCGACGCGGUCAGCUGCGCCAGCCGGCCAGCCAACAUUAUCGUAUUGUUAGCUGCCAAGCUUUGUAACUACCUACUAUGGAGGGUCUGUGUUUAAGAAAAUUAAUAUUUAUUGGACGUGUGUUUUGAUGUGACGGAGCGUGGUGCCAGCGGCGCCGAGCGGCGCUGGCUGCCGGCGACGCGGUGAUCUAGGCAUCUGUGCUGAAGAAAGCUGCUCCUCUCGAGCUGAGAAUACAUGCGUUUUCGCCAGGGAA